AUGCCGAACCUGAGGAACUUGCUGCGCAAGCGGCCCUCAUCCAGCACCUCGGGGGCCUACCUCAGUCCCCAAGUACUGGAGGCCGCCUCAAAUGCAUAUUACAACAAUGCCAACAAGUCAAACUUCAUGGAGGAGAUCCCCGAGAUCUUCCAGCUGCCUGCGCUGGACCGAGGCAAGUGGACGGCGCAGCAGGAGAUGGAAAGGGCCCAGCAGGCAACGCUCGUGGAAGGGGGCAGGAAGGCUGGGAAAUCGCGAGUCCACUACUUCAGCCCACGCCUGAGACUCGUGCUCUUCAGCAAGGACUUCUUCAUCAGUGCCAUCAACCAGAAGACCCACGUCAUCUUCGGGGUCGUGUUCCUCCUGUACGUCUUCCUCUCCUUCUUCUGGUCCAUACCCUACUACCUCAUCAUGCGCUUCGAGCCAGGGUGCAUCUACGGCGCCACCCACUACGUAGAGAUCUGGAUCUACGCCUUCAUCACCAUGGCCACCAUUGGGUAUGGCAACACCGGCCCCCAGGCCUGCUGGUCCACCUCGGUCGUCAUCUCGGUCCAGAGCAUCUUCAGCCUGCUGCUGGAGGCGGUGGUCAUCGGCAUCAUCUUCGCGCGCAUCUCCCACCCCAAGCAGCGUGGCCGCUCCAUCUUCAUCUCCGACUCCGCGGUCAUCUCGCGCCGGGACGGCAUCCUCAAGUUCAUGUUCCGCGUGGCCGACGUGCGCAAGACGCAGGUGGUGGACCCCAAGAUCAAGGCCUACCUGUACACCUGGGGCGACGGACGCAUCACCGCCGAGGGGGAACGGGUGCCAGUGCGGUGCGAGGCGCUGGAGAUCGGCUACAUCGACGGCAUGCUCAUCCUCCCCCUCAUCAUCGAGCACACCAUCGAUGAGCUGUCGCCCCUGUGCGGCCACACUCACGACAGCCUGCAGGCCAUGAACGCCGAGCUGGUCAUCACCUUUGAGGGGACCACUGAGUUUGGCAACCCCUUCAUGGCCCGCCGCUCCUUUGUGCCCACCGACAUCUUCUGGGGCUACCAGCCGGCCUCGCCCCCGCUCCCCGCCUCCGCCCUCUCCCGCCUGGUCACCAACCGCGCCAAGCGCACCGUGCCCUACCCGCUGCUGGGCGACAACACGCUGGUGGUAUCAGACACGAUGUGCCUGUACCGCGACGAGGCCGGGCGGCUGUGCCUGGCGGCACGCGUGGCCGACACCUACCCAAACCAGAUGAUUGAGAUCACCGCCAAGAUGCAUCUGUAUCGCUGGGCCGCCCCCGGUUCGGACCCGUCCUUUGAGUGCAUUCCGUUGGAGUGCGGGUACAAGACGGGGGAGGACAGGCUCUACCUGCGCCUGCCCAUGGAGCUCACCCACGUGAUCGACGAGGCCUCCCCGCUGGCCGCCUGGCUGCAAGGGGAGGAGGGACGAGCGGCGGACGCCGACUCGGAGGUCGUGGUCAUGUUGACUGGGUACAUGUUCUCCACGGGGUCCAACAUCCUGCGUCAGCGGACCUACUCCGUGCUGAACCACAUCAAGAUGGACCACCGCUUCGUGCCCAUCGUGCGGCACCCCGAGCUGCAGGCCGACAAGAAGCCGGUGGUGCGCUGGGCACGCUUCCACGACGUGGCCUCCACCGACCCCAAGGCCCGCGCGCUGAGGACCGCCAUGACGCAGCGCCAGUCCUUCCGCCAGCAGAGCCCGGACAACCCCUCCCCCCCCGCGCCCGGCGCUGCGAGUGCGGCGGCAGCCAGCCUGUCCCGCGCCUCCCCUGGCCUUGGCUUCAGCCCCCUGGACGCCGCCAACGACUUCACCGUCUCGCCCAUCGACCUGGCGCGCUACGCGGCCAUGGUGACGGCGGCGGGGGACAACACGCUCACGCGCGGCGCGGGGGGACGCCGCGAGUUUCCCCCCAUUCCCGACUUCCAGUCCAUCGUGGACGAGGCGGGGGCCGACCCCGCCACGCGCCACGCGCUGCGCAUGCUGCCCUCGAUCGCCAAGUACACGCUGACCACCUUUGACGCUGCCGACUCCCUGCCCCACCGCGUGGCGCUGCACCCGGCCAUGCCCGGGGCCAGCCGUUUCCGGGGCAUGAUGGACGACGAGGAGGAGGACAUGGAGGAGGUGGGGGACGACCUGGGCGAGGACCUGGCGCGGUACGAGCUGGACAUGCAGGGCAGCGAGGGAGGAAAGGACGGCGCGGGGACGGGGGUGGCGACCGCAGACGCCUGGGCUGAGCCGGAGGCUGGGCCCUCAGACCUGGGGCCGGUGGCGGCCGCCGUGGAGGCUAGCGCGUCCAGCCAGCCGGAGGCCUCGGGCAGCGAGGCGACAGAAGAGCGGGGGGGCGGGAGCCCCAGCGCGGUCCGGGAGGACGAGCUGGGGCUGGAGGCGCCGGCAUCUGGCCGGGCUCCCAUCCUGCAGACUUCAUCUCCGAGCGCAGGCGGGGAGGACGCCUCCUCCCCCGUCGCCCUCAUCGAGGAGGAGGUGGAGCCGGGCAUGCUGGAGACGCCCGGCAGCGGCGGCAGCUUGCGCCUCCUGGGCUCCCGCACCUUCGCACCCAGCUUCCGGUCCCAGCCGGAGCGAGACGAGGCGACGGCUGAGGAGGACGCCGGCGAGGAUGCUGAGGAGGCCAACGCCGGGCCCAUCCACUUCAAGUGA
This is a messenger RNA of Auxenochlorella protothecoides, 2640 nucleotides long. RefSeq names its product G protein-activated inward rectifier potassium channel 2. Lineage: Eukaryota; Viridiplantae; Chlorophyta; Trebouxiophyceae; Chlorellales; Chlorellaceae. Gene Ontology annotation, molecular function: inward rectifier potassium channel activity. Gene Ontology annotation, cellular component: plasma membrane. The record is from RefSeq and is a predicted model, not a curated record. The coding region runs from base 1 to 2640 and encodes 879 amino acids. The transcript has 11 exons. Gene Ontology annotation, biological process: regulation of monoatomic ion transmembrane transport; potassium ion import across plasma membrane.